CUCUGUUAGGUUAUAAUGUGGUGGUGCUUGGAUAUGGUUGUAGCUUCGAUAAUAUUUUCGACAUCUUCAGCAAACAUUUUCCUUUCAAACAUUGAUUUAACGGAUGUGCCGAUUGAAAGUUAUGUAGUUCAAGCAGGCGACAACACAAGUUUUCCAUGUACAGGAACAACAGAAUAUUCACUUGUUACGGAACUUGAAUGGCGCUUUUUUACCAAGACACAAAACAUUAAGAUAAUUGAAUACGCUAAGGGUAACACAAUCGUAGCUUAUAAGCAACACAGAAUAUCGUUACAAUCAAAGACCCAUGCCCUUAAUUUUAAACCAAUAAUUGCCCAAGAUACUGGAAAUUAUAUAUGUUUAGUUAACAACCGACCAAGACCGGAUGGUGUCCUUCAACUUAUUGUACAAGACAGGCCAGAUCCUCCUGGUAGGCCCUUAGUGAUGGGUUUUACAUCACGAUAUGUAAAUUUAUCCUGGGCAGCGCCAUCAGAUGUGCACUUCAGUAAUGUUCUCUACUAUGUCAUUCUUAUUAGAGUUGGGGAGAAAGGUGAAUGGAAUGAUAACGGCAAUAUUACCCCCGAUAAUAGAACAAAUUACAAAAUGACGGGUUUAAAGCCGUAUAGUGUGUACAGUUUCAAAGUAAUUGCAGUAAAUGAAAUGGGUAGAAGUGACCCUAGCCAAGAAUCCUAUUAUAUUAUCACCCUCCGAGAAAUCCCUUCGGGAAAUCCCACAAUCAUAACAGCGCAUAAUACCUCGUCUUCUGCAAUUCAUGUGAGUUGGAGGCCCCCCGAUUUGGAUACAAUUAAUGGAGAAUUUAUGGGGUAUCGCAUAACAUACAAGCAACGAAAAAAAGAACAUAACGCUUCGGAAAUUUAUAUACGCGAUCCGGAUGUAAAGAGCCACGUUAUUGAAAACCUCGAAACAUACACGCAAUAUUUGGUUUCUGUAGCAGUUUUCAACCCUGAAGGGUUUGGACCAGCAUCUACAGUACUUGUGAUGACAGACGAGGGUGAUGUGAUGGUAUACGAGGACAUCCCACUGAACAGGCUUUAAGAGUGUCACACGAAGUAUCAAUUAAACAAUAAAAUAAAUAAAAAACACCACUCACUAUUUAAGAAUUAAAAAAAAAAAAAACAAUCGCUUACCACCUCGGUAACACACGCCACAAAGUAAACAAAAAACGUGGAAGAAUGUAAUAUUUAUA
This is a messenger RNA of Agrilus planipennis (emerald ash borer), 1204 nucleotides long. Its product is annotated as protein sidekick-2-like. Gene Ontology annotation, molecular function: protein binding. The transcript has 7 exons. NCBI's taxonomy places the organism in Eukaryota, Metazoa, Arthropoda, Insecta, Coleoptera, Buprestidae. The record is from RefSeq and is a predicted model, not a curated record. The coding region runs from base 16 to 1053 and encodes 345 amino acids.